Messenger RNA from Vespa crabro (European hornet), 713 nucleotides. RefSeq names its product HIG1 domain family member 2A, mitochondrial. Gene Ontology annotation, cellular component: mitochondrion. Gene Ontology annotation, biological process: mitochondrial respirasome assembly. NCBI's taxonomy places the organism in Eukaryota, Metazoa, Arthropoda, Insecta, Hymenoptera, Vespidae. Bases 294 to 614 code for a protein of 106 amino acids. The record is from RefSeq and is a predicted model, not a curated record. The transcript is spliced from 3 exons.
GUUAAAUGUACUAUUAUCUUUAUUAAAUAUACAAAAAAAUUUAUUAAUAAUUGUAAUAGCAAAAGUAUUAUAAUACUUUUGAGUAUUAAUUUUACAGGAGUUACCAUUUUUAAGAAAAGCGCUAUGAAUUUUAUGUUAUGUACGAGAAAGAUACAAAUCGAUCGUCGAUAAGGAAGAUACCAAACAAUUGUUUAUAAAAACGUCGAAGACGUACUUUGGAAAGAGACAAGGCGACAUCAUUUCGUUUCCUCUUUUAAAAUAAAUUCAUUUCAUCUGAUAUUGACGUAUUAAUAAUGGCGAAAGAUACGUACGACAAUAAUGAUUUGGAUUGGUUAAAAAUAAGAGAAGUUGACGCUGAAGAAUAUCCCGUUGGACAAUUAGCUGAAACUCCGAAGGAGAAAUUAUUUCGUAAAGUGCGAGAAAAUCCUUUCGUACCAUUAGGUACGCUUGCCACAGUGUCUGCUCUCACUUAUGGAUUAUACAAUUUUUCUAUAGGUAAUACAAAACUAUCACAGUAUAUGAUGCGUACACGUGUUGCUGCUCAAGCUUUUACUUUCAUUGCUAUAAUUACUGGUCUUAUGUUAACGCAGAAUAAAAUUAACUCUAAAACAUAAUAUGUAUGAAGAAAUGUAAACAAAUCUUUUAAGCAUAGAAAGUUGAUUUCCAUAUCUAGAUUUAUGUUAUCAUAAAUAACAUCAUAUAGUUUAAACUUU